GUUUCCUUCGUCGAUCAAAGCGCGCUCAAAAAAUGGCCAGCACGGAUUCUGUAUCAAUAUUUGCCGAGGGGACCUUCGAGGAGCAGAUCCAAGAACUGGUCAACUUCCUCGUCAGGAAUCACUCGGAUGAGGAGCGCACCUCCUUCAUCCGCCCGUUCUCCGAGGCGCUCAAAACUGAGGAGGGCAAGAAGUCGCUGAGCGAGGAUGACGACAGGAAACGGGAGAUCUUCUCGCACCUUGUACCGGAGGUGAAGACCUUGGGGGAAGGGACUGAGAAGGAGAUCGAGGGCUUCUUCAAUCUGCUGUUCUCCCACUUGAUCUCACUCUACCCCGCCACCUCUGCCGAGGCCAGCCCGCUCCUCCCCCCUCUCAUCCAGACGAUCGCCUCCGCACCUACUACCCAGUCCGGCUUGAAGUACCGCAUAUUGACGAACCUCUUCAACCUCUUGCCGCGCACGUCCUCCCUGCGCCUCGAUGUCUACAACGCGCUCCUGGCGAUCGCUGCCGCGCAGGGCGAGCUCUCCGUGCUCCAGUUGUCGCGCACAGACGUGGAGAAGUGGAUCUCGGAAUGGGAUGUCACGUCCGAGAAAAAGAGCCAGUUCUUGAAGGCGAUCGUCGACGCGUUCGUGCAGGCUGACGAUCUCACCACUGCAUACGGAUUCGUUCAGCUGUACGCACGCUCGCUGCCUCCCUCAUCUCCAGAGGCCCGCGAGGCCGCGGCUCAAGCGAUCUCUCUCGCUCUCCGACUACCCACCAUCUUCGACUUCGACCCGUUGUUCAAGCUCGACGCUGUCGUUGCGGCGAAGGACCACGAACUCUUCCCGCUUCUGCAGAUCUUCCUGAGCGGUGGCCUCCCAGAGUACAGGUCCUGGGCAUCAUCGAACGCCGGUGCCGUUGAGAAGUACGGCUUGAGCCCUGCUGAUCUCGAGCACAAAAUCCGCUUGUUGACCCUUGCAUCGCUUGGCUUCAAGCACGUCGGGCAGAACCUGCCCUACUCCACGAUCGCGGAGGCGCUGGACGUCGACGCGACGGAGGUGGAGAAAUGGGUGAUCGAUGUCAUCCGCGCCGGCCUCGUCCUCGGCAAGCUCUCCCAGACGACGAAGACGCUGCACAUCGUACGCGCAACAGCACGCGCCUUCGAGCGCGAGCAGUGGGAGGCUUUGGAGAAGCGGCUCGUCGCCUGGAAGACCGGCCUGGUAGGCGUCAUGGAGGUUAUCGCGAACGCCAGACGGCAGGGUGGCGCAGUGCCUGUGCAGGCUCAGGCUGCGGCUGCUUGAAAGCGGAGUGAAGACCAGUAUAUAUUGUUGACAUACUGUAGCAGCAACUUUACAUCUCCUUGUUGUAUGUGUGUAUGUACAAGCUAUCAUCAUCUUGAGAGUACCAAGUA
Molecule: messenger RNA, 1387 nt
Organism: Schizophyllum commune H4-8
Lineage: Eukaryota; Fungi; Basidiomycota; Agaricomycetes; Agaricales; Schizophyllaceae
Product: PCI-domain-containing protein
Exons: 7
Coding region: 33-1277 (414 amino acids)
Biological process (GO): cytoplasmic translational initiation
Cellular component (GO): eukaryotic translation initiation factor 3 complex; cytoplasm
Molecular function (GO): translation initiation factor activity
Source: RefSeq, a predicted model, not a curated record